Messenger RNA from Diutina rugosa, 6135 nucleotides. RefSeq names its product Bph1p (gene BPH1). Gene Ontology annotation, molecular function: protein binding. The transcript has a single exon. The record is from RefSeq and is a predicted model, not a curated record. Lineage: Eukaryota; Fungi; Ascomycota; Pichiomycetes; Serinales; Debaryomycetaceae. Bases 1 to 6135 code for a protein of 2044 amino acids.
AUGGCCCUGGAGGCAAUUGCCGAGCUCAGUCGGGUGUUUCCCGGGUACCGGUUUGACAGCGAUUUCCUUACGAGUGGCGUUGAUGUCGCUGACGCCAUUGAUAGCGGCGAUUGGGACCAUUUGGCGCAAGUGGCCCGCGGGUGUAUCUCCACUAAACCAGGCAAUAAUGACCCUAUGCUCAUUGACGAAGUGGCUCCCUGGGUUGAGAAAGUGCUAAAGCUUCCCAAUACCGAUUAUACUGUGGUAUAUCUCGAGGUAUUGGUCCAGUUGGUGCGUACUCUGUACCGUCUCCAAACGGGGCUUGACCACGCCAAAUUCCAACAGAAAAUAUGCCAAUGGCUUCUUCUCGAUAAUGUUGAAGCUGUAGACCACCAGUUGGCCUCAUUAUUACGCUUGUUUUAUCCUUAUGGCGCCCUGGCUGCCACGAUCCACGAUAUCGUUAAACCCGCACUUGUGGCCCCAGAUAAAGCUAAUGUCAACCGCCUUUACCACGUGCUUAGCGGACCAGCUACGCCGCUGGAGUUUAUCGUGUUUGCUCAGCCCACUACCUUCCCCAUUGCCUCAAUGCCACCUAUGAGAGGGCUCGCGGUACACAUGUGGCUCCGUCUCGCCGACUCGUUAAACCCAGUCAAUCGAUUACAGCUAUUUCGAUUAAGUGGCAAUGGUGCUGCUGAAUUGGGUGUUUACUUAGACGACAGUCAAAUCAAAGCCGAAGUGGUUACCGACUCCGAUACAACAUUAAUGUACCCGUUCAAUCAGCACGUCGACGACCUUGGCGUUGGCGCAGGCAACUGGCUCCACGUGGUGUUGACCUACGACGACUACGGCAAUCUUAAUUUAUUUCUUCAGGGCGAGUACCUGGAGCUGAUGCCGUGCCCUGAACUUCAACUGCUACUCCAAGGGUUCACUAAAGUGGUAUUGGGUCUGCCGGGAGCGGAGUUUGUGGUGCUGACAGUGCUGAUACUCAGUUGCAGUCUCACUAGUGAGUGGGUGCUGUUCCUAUAUGCUUUAGGUCCAGCGUUCACUUGGCUGGUGAAAGAGGCUCUGACAGAUACGCUUAUGGCUACCGUCAGUCGGCUAAACCAGCGCCAGCUUAUUGAGCUUGGCUACAAGCUCAAACUGAUUGGUCAGCGACGAGACGAACCAUUUAGCACAGUGUCGAAGCAAGUCAUCAUCAGCCAAUUGGCUCGUCUUUCUGGUGACCGCGUCGUAUUCGAUAUGAACGACUACUACCGUGCCUGUCACGACCGCAACGCUCAAUUCCGCAACUCAAGCUACCAUUUCCACACUGUCACCACUGUCCACGCCCUGCUAGCGAUCGUUGGUGGACCACAACUAUUAGUGGCCAUUCUCGAACGGUGCCUAGAACAGCAUCUGCCGGAGCUCAUAGAGAGAGCCCUUACCACGUUGUUUGCCGUAAUCAAUGCUGACUGGCGGUUCCGCGAUGAAUUUGAGAAUAAUCAUGGCUAUGGUAUGGUGCUGAUUUUACUCACAAAGCACCGGCAAUGGGUCAGUCCCACCGCGUUAACCGAGAUCUUGAAACAUUGUGGUUACGACCCUGAUGACAAACAACACCUGCUCAUUGUUAACAAGCAAUGUUAUCGCUUCAUCGUGCUUGCUAACAACUUUGACCUCUGGGCCCGCCCUAAUAUCGAUUCCUUAAUGGAGCACUUUGAUGUGUUAUUGCAUAAUAAGUAUCGUGCGUACAAUCAGUUGGAACUCCGCAAGAUGAAACUUCUCAAGCGACUCGCCCAGUUCCUCAAGGGGUACCCUGAAGCUGGCCAAGGGAUGGAGAAGUUCCUAGUGACUUUACUACGCAUAGACCCGCUGGUGGAGCUGAUACGCAUGCUCCUGAUGCUGGUGGUACUGGGAAACUCGGCCGCCACCAUCGUGCUGGCGCUUGCGCAGGUGCUCUGUGAUAAACUGAGUCUGAUCAAGACCAUCAAAAAGUUUAGUCGACUGAUAUCUAUCCACUGGCUAUUGCUUUUAUUCGAAGAUCAUUCUAAUCCGCCUCAGGUAAUCAUUGAUGGCAUCAGGCUUCUUUGUCGCUUGUUGAAGCUGCUUGGUCCUCACGUUAUUCGUCGCUUCUUUACCCUGAAUCACGGUGCCGAAGUGCUUGUUCACUUCCUCCGACAAUGGUGGCAGCAACCGCAAAUGCUCGGUCAGCUUGUGCUUGCAGCUUUUGGAAGUGAUAGCACUGGCGCCGAUACGAUGACGCAAGCGACGAAACGAGUGGAUCCACAAACGCCGCUAUUAGUGCCAGAAUUCCUCGUGGUGGUAUCGGGAGUGGUGGAGUAUAGUCUCCAUACGCUUUUGGUCAAGAGAGGACGCCACCUCUCACUGCCCACACGCCAACAUUUCGCUGAAGAUAGACUCGCAAUUUCCGUACUUGACGUGGUGGAAGAGUAUACGCAGAUGCUCACCACUGGCUUUGAGCGAGUCAAUGCUUUGCGUAACUUUUUCGUCACCAAAGAGUGGCUUGAGCCAGCUAUGCAGAUUGUUGGCUACCUACACACUAUUGGAACGUGGAACACCGAGGAACUGAUAAUCUUCCACCAGGCCCAAAUCAGGUUGUGUCAUGCUCUCGGCGACAUUAUCGUGCGCAAGAUACAAGCUAACCAAUUCCAAAUGACGGGGCUAGAUGAGUUCAUUGAGAAGACGUUAGUCGAGCUUGUGUUGCCUCAUGUGUUUACCGAAGUGACGCAGUUUUUGACCAAGUCCAAUUUUAUCCACAAUGAAAAGCAGCUACUUACAGGGAUGCUGGUGGUAGUUUCUGCCUAUCAACGCCAUCUUGAUCAAAACUACCGCGUGUCCGAUGCUGAUCUUCUGGCCUACCUUGAGUGUGUGGUGGCUCUUGCCGAAAUCGAGGGUAAUCUGCUCCCGGUGAAAAGUCAACUUGGACAACUAUUGUACAAUAAGCUUUGCCACGACUCCCUCAAAGUUGAUACGCUCAAGUUCAUGAUGUACCGCCAAAUGGUGGUGUUCCAACGCGAAGUCUUAAAUGAGCAGUUGCUUGGGAAAGUGGUCGCGGUGAUUCUUGGGUUUUGGGUCGAAAGUGCCGCAGAUGAUGCUUUGUUCGGUAACUUCUUGCGCACGGCCUACAUCAUGAACCAAACGCAGUGGCGCCAAGUGCUUUCGCUGGUAUUUUCAGCGGAGUACGUGGAUCCAUUGGUGCUGUUUUUUGAUUUGUUAGCGUCGCAAAACGACGACGAUGCUUUGAAAUGGUUGAAGCGGCGCGAUGUCGUGUGUCGCCAGGUGGUGAAAGUGGCGCUGGCGCUUACUUCCGACGGUGACACCCGCGUUAAGAUGAGCGAUAUGAUCGUGAUGAACUUCACCAAUAACGGUGCCAGCCUGGACUCGGUGCACAUCAGCCAAUACGUGCGUGAUUGUGCUAGUCUCCGCAAGCAAAUCAUUCACAAUGAACGAGUACGGCACAACCGCUGGCUUCAGGAUCAUAAGGAGAAUGUGGCCUACUUUGUCAGCCACUAUAAUGGCGUCAAAGGUGACGUCCUCAGGUGGAUGGGUGCCAGCGAUGAUACCAACGCCACCUUUACCUUGGAUGCCAUUGAUAAUGCUAACUUAAUGCGCCAGCGAUUUAUCUUAGCGGACCAGUUACUGGAACUGGAACGCCUUAGUUACCAUGUGGAUGUGCCUGUUCUCCGUGAAGACCUGCCCGAACCAUUGGAGGAGCUGUUCCUUGUACUUGACAUCGAAGACGCUAACGAGUCAACUCCCCUGGCUGAAGCCGACUUUGACGAAGAUAAAAACCGUAAGGUGUUGCGUCUGUUGUUUAUGGGGGACCAAAUCCUUGCCAUAUGGAAUAUCAGUCAAAUCAAUGGUCUCGCUCUGAUUGAGCUGGUGAUGAUUCUUGGCACGCUGCACUUAUACAUGAUUGAAAACUAUUACUGUACCCGUGAUGGUAAUAUCGUUGAUAUUGAGGAUGUGGCGGCAGAGGACCGUGACCCCAUUGUGGCGUUGCUUGACCAGCCGCAAUCAUCGGGAGCUCGUGAACACCGUACCCGCCACUGGCCCCUCACCCGCCUUGCUAACGUGCUGAAGCGUCCGUUCCUCCUCCGAGACGUCGCCUUGGAGCUCUUCUCCACCGAUGGCGCUCUGAUCUUAAUUACCUGUCGCCUGACUCGUGAUCGUGAUGCCGUGUACAGUAAGCUCAGCAGCUACGCGUCGCCCGCUCGCCUUGACCCGGAUUUGCUGGUGCUGCUUAGCUACGCGUCUGUGGUCACCAACGGCGGUGGCGUUAACGUCACCCUGCGACUCGUGCUGGCAUUCUCGGGUGCGGCGCUGGCGCUGGCCCAGUUUGCCAACAUCACCAAGAAAUGGCGCCAGGGCCGGUUGUCGAACUUCUACUAUCUCAUGUUGGUCAAUAUUGUGGCUGGGCGUACGUAUAACGACUUGCUGCAGUAUCCCGUGUUCCCCUGGGUGCUUGCGGACUAUACGCUGCCAACCCUUGAUUUAUCGGACCCUAAGGUUUUCCGUGAUCUUAGCAAGCCCAUGGGAGCCCAGCUGGGCGGGCGUAUGCGCCAGUUUGUCGAGAGAUACCACGCUCUCGCUAGUCUUGGUGACUCUGAGCUGGUACCUUUCCAUUAUGGUACCCACUACUCGCUGGCGAUGAUCGUGCUGCUGUUCCUCAUCCGUUGCCAGCCAUUUGUCCAGCUGUACUUGUUGCUUCAGGGAGGUCGAUUUGACCAUGCUGACCGCUUAUUCCUGCUGGUAGAGCGAGCCUGGCAACUGGCAGCGGUGGACAAUACCACCGAUGUCCGCGAGCUUAUCCCUGAAUUCUUUUACAUGCCCGAGUUCUUGGUCAAUACCAACCACUUUGACUUUGGCACCACUCAGCUGGGACAAUCAGUGAACGACGUGGCUUUGCCUCCUUGGGCUCACGGCGACCCUCAAGUGUUUAUUGCUAAGAACCGAGAAGCCUUGGAACUGCCAUACGUUCUGGCGCAUUUGCACGAGUGGAUUGACCUUGUGUUUGGCUAUAAGCAAACGGGGGAUGCUGCGGUAGAUAGUGUCAAUGUUUUCCACCACACGAGUUACCUGGGAGGCACCAAUUUGGAUGAUAUUAGCGACGACACUCAGAAGAGAGCUGUCAUUGGGAUGAUCAACAACUUUGGUCAAACGCCGGUGAGAGUGUUUCCUAAGCCUCACCCGCCACGGGAAGUACUUAAUUGGCCCAACCGCUACCUCAACUUGGUGGAUCAUCAACGGCUCAAGUUAGUGUUCCAAUCCAAGCUCAAACUGCCUAUUGUAAGACUUGAACUCAAGAAGAAACGCCGACUUGGUGGGGGUAUGCUGAGCUUGUGGGUGGGACGUCCGCAAUGUGUGAUAUCUGAUGGCUAUUUGGUCCGCAAGACUCGCCAAGGGUUCCUGCGCCUGCUUAACGUCGACUCGCUGACAUUUUUGGAUGUCCACGAUAGCAACAUUACUGCCAUGGCCUCCUUGGGUGUGAACGGAUUCGUCACUGGUGAUGCUGGAGGUCUUUUGAAAGUGUGGAAAUUUUCUCAAGAUAACCACUCUUUGGAGGCUAAAGGCACAUUGAGAGGCCAUGCUGCUGCUAUCGUCCACGUAUGUUAUAGCCCUAGUUUCCUGCUUGGGGUAUCUCUCGAUGCUGAUGGGGUGGUGAUGGUCUGGGAUAUGAUUCGUCUCAAGUUCAUCCGCCAAUUCAAAUUUGACGAUGCCACAGGGAAGAUCUUCGUGCUGAUCUCGCAUGACACCGGUAACAUGGGGUUUGUUUACAUGAAGGAGCUGAAGCUUGUUCUUCGCAUGCUUUCCAUCAACGGACACGAAUUGGUGACGCACGAGUUCCCUCUGCCGGCUCCUCGUGAAGUGACGGCGAUUAACUUUGGUCGCGUGGGCAAUAUGAACGAAGAAAGCGACCGCCAUAUAUAUUGGAGCUCGGAAAUCUUGGGCAUUGCCAUGGGCAAAGAACUCAAGGUGUACGAGAUUACCACUCCGCCCUCGGUUAACGAGAUUGAUCUGAUCUUAUUGCCGCAAGUGGAGGCUGCCAUCACUGCGUUUGAGUUGAUUAAAGCCAGUGAGGUGGACAUGGACGAGCGACUUGUGCGCGGUCAUUUAGAGGUGGUGUUAGGCGAUUACAAAGGUAACGUCUAUGCUUGA